Molecule: messenger RNA, 460 nt
Organism: Neltuma alba
Lineage: Eukaryota; Viridiplantae; Streptophyta; Magnoliopsida; Fabales; Fabaceae
Product: mitochondrial import inner membrane translocase subunit TIM14-3-like
Exons: 3
Coding region: 1-432 (143 amino acids)
Biological process (GO): protein import into mitochondrial matrix
Cellular component (GO): PAM complex, Tim23 associated import motor
Molecular function (GO): ATPase activator activity
Source: RefSeq, a predicted model, not a curated record
AUGGCGGCCAUUUCAUUUUCGUCUCUUUACUUUGUUUUUGUUUUUAGAGUUGGGGAUGUUUUACUUUUUCCUAAGUUUUUUUGCCAUAAAACUCAGGCAUCUCCUCUGGUCCUGGGUACUAGUGUGGCAGCUGCUGCGUUGGGGGGAAGAUAUUUGAUUAGUAAAUGGCAAGCAUUCAAAGCUUGGCCUAAAACUCCACGGGCCCGAAGAUUUUAUCCUGGUGGUUUUGAGAAGGUUAUGACUAAACGGGAGGCAGCAUUGAUUCUGGGAGUCAGGGAGAGAACGGUGAUGGAGAAGAUUAAGGAGGCUCACAGGAGAGUGAUGAUGGCAAAUCAUCCUGAUGCUGGCGGGAGCCAUUACCUUGCCUCAAAGAUAAAUGAAGCCAAGGACGUACUGAUGGGGAAGUCAAGAGGUGGAACCUCAGCAUUUUAGAUUUUACACACCACAGAGUCUCUGAUAG